UUGCUCCACCGGCCAAUGGUGGUGGCGGCCCCGCCCCCGUGCGGUGAGGACGCGCCGUGCGCGGUUCCGCCCUGCCGGGGGGCCGGAAGUGAUGUGGCGCGGAGUGGCGCGAUGUCUGCCAUCUUCAACUUCCAGAGUCUGCUGACAGUAAUCUUGCUGCUCAUAUGUACCUGUGCCUAUAUCAGAUCUUUGGCUCCCAGCUUACUGGACAAAAAUAAAACUGGACUGUUGGGGAUAUUCUGGAAGUGCGCCAGGAUUGGUGAGCGGAAGAGCCCCUACGUGGCUGUGUGCUGUGUCGUGAUGGCCUUCAGCAUCCUCUUCAUGCAGUAGAGCCUGGAGAGUGUCCCCCGCUGCCAGACAGCACAGUGUGGGAGAGUUCCUGGCAGGAAAAGAUGGGAAAGUGUCACCAAGUCUUCUCCCACAUGAUGGACCCCCCGUCUUCUGGUGGACAACCCCUGCAAACACACCAUCCUGUGCAGUAUUAGUGAUCACAACCCAGAUGACAUGUGCUUGUUAAUGUGGAGUCAGCACUGAUGUAACUCUUGAAAGAGUCUAUUCUAACCAUAGCAAUAAGGCCACCCUUGGAAAAAUAAAGAACAAUGUGACUUUA
This is a messenger RNA of Empidonax traillii (willow flycatcher), 610 nucleotides long. RefSeq names its product transmembrane protein 167A (gene TMEM167A). The record is from RefSeq and is a predicted model, not a curated record. Gene Ontology annotation, biological process: protein secretion; intracellular transport. NCBI's taxonomy places the organism in Eukaryota, Metazoa, Chordata, Aves, Passeriformes, Tyrannidae.